Molecule: messenger RNA, 4016 nt
Organism: Danaus plexippus (monarch butterfly)
Lineage: Eukaryota; Metazoa; Arthropoda; Insecta; Lepidoptera; Nymphalidae
Product: slit homolog 1 protein
Exons: 11
Coding region: 322-1761 (479 amino acids)
Cellular component (GO): plasma membrane
Molecular function (GO): protein binding
Source: RefSeq, a predicted model, not a curated record
UCGGUGCCAAUCUACGUCCCACUCGUCCAUGUAAUACGAACUCUUUAAACUCUGUGAGAAUCUUAGCUAAUUAAUUAUUUGUACAGUCAUGGUGACAAGUGUUUUUAUUCACAAUCCUAAAAAUUUUCAUAUAUAAAAUAGUGCGUGUUUUAAAUCAUUCUGUUGUUUUGUGCAUUUUUUUAACAUCUUGUUAUGACUGGAUAUUAGGUUAUAUAAUUUUACUUACUGACAUAAGGGUAUCCAGAGGAUGCCUCAGAACAUGACUUAGUGCCCCAUGAGCGCGGCACGCCACUCACCGAUACGUCACAUACAUAUUUCAAGAUGGUGCCUCGUUGGUUUGUGGUCUGCUGCGUCGUGCUGUUCGCGAGGCCGGUACACCCUCAAGGCGCUCAGCAAUGCCCCCCUCCAAACACCAUAACACCCUGCUCUUGUACCGUCAAGAAGAAUGGAUUGGACAUUUUGUGUGAAUUCACUGAGCAGCAACAUAUUCAGAAGGCUAUGAACACGCUCCGAUCGAAGCCCAUGAUAAUAUUUUACUUGAAGCUCCGCCACAACAAUCUAGCAAAGUUGCCGUCAUACAUAUUUCUGAGCUUGGAUAUACGCCACCUAACUGUUCACAACAGUAGUUUAGCUGUUAUUGAAGACUCCUCUUUGAGUUCUAUCGGCAACAAGUUAACACAGCUUGACGUGUCCCAAAACAAUCUGGCGACAAUUCCGACAUCGUCCUUCACGCAUCUGAAUCACCUGCUUAUACUAAACAUGAAUCACAACAAGGUGACUGCUAUUCACAACAAAGCAUUUCUGGGUCUGGAUACGUUGGAAAUACUAACUUUGUACGAAAAUAGAAUAUCUGUCGUCGACGGCGAGGCUUUUAAGGGCUUAGAAAAGAAGCUGAAACGGUUAAAUCUUGGAGGAAACGAAUUAACAGCGGUGCCACAAAAGGCUUUAGCUCUGCUCGAGAAUUUAAAGAAACUUGAAAUGCAGGAAAACCGUAUUACGUCCAUUUCAGAAGGCGAUUUUGCAGGCCUACGUAAUUUGGAUUCCCUCGGGCUGGCCCACAACCAGCUACGUGAAGUACCAGCAAACGUAUUUUCUCAUUUGACAUUCCUCAACUCUCUGGAGUUAGAAGGCAAUCUCAUUCAGCGGAUCGAUGAGAAGGCUUUCGCUGGACUGGAAGAAAACUUACAAUACCUUCGGCUCGGAGAUAAUCGUCUCCACGAGAUCCCAUCGGAGGCCCUGCGCCCUCUACAUCGCCUACGUCAUUUGGACCUUCGCUCGAAUAACAUUACUUACAUCAGUGAAGACGCUUUCACUGGAUACGGCGACUCAAUUACUUUCCUGAACCUCCAAAAGAACAUGAUACAUCAAUUGCCUACAAUGGGUUUCGAUAACUUGAACUCUCUCGAGACUCUCAACCUGCAGAACAACAAGUUGCAACAUAUUCCCGAAGAGAUUAUGGAGCCGAUACUCGAUACUUUGCGUGUUGUGGAUAUUAUGGAUAAUCCUCUCAUUUGCGACUGCGACCUAGCUUGGUACGAAUCCUGGCUAUCUGGUCUCCGUGACCGUGACGACGAGAUGAUGCAGAAGAAACGCACCAUUUGUACAAUGGCUAGCGAGCACCGGGAGUAUAGCGUUGCCAAGAUGCCAUUAGAGAAAAUGAGCUGCAAGCGAAAGCCCGGUUACGGUAGACCUUCCAGCGCAACAAAUAUCUCCCCAAUUUUGGCUAAUGUUAUAACCGCUGUCGUCGCUAGAUGGCUAUAAAUGAAUAAAACCCUUUCAUUUACCCUUUUAAGUUCAACGAAGAGUAACGUCGGGUUAGCUGUGGCCGGAUAGCUCGAUGUAUGCUCUUCAAAUGUAUUCUCUUUUAGUUAUGACGUGAUGAAUUUGUGCAAUAAAUUACGAAACAUAUCAAUUUGGCUGAAUACAAAAAUUAGUAAUAUUUGGGACGGUGACUUGUGAUAAGUAAGGAUUGUUUAUAAAAACGCGUGGAAGUAAAUAUAGUGUGAUACACUAGAUAUUUUUUAAAUAAGACCUUUAUGGUAGCCUUACUUUAGUAUUAUACCAACAGAGAAGUGAUGAAAUUUUAAUUCACAUUCGUAAAAUUAGAAAUUUCGACAGUAGUUAUUUAAAAAAAAAAUAUAGUAAAAGUUCUCGAAGAUAUUUUAUCGAGCUCUUAUACUUUCCUGGGAGCUAAACUUUUAAAGCAAUAUUUUAAAUACCUUCAAAUAACGAUCCUAAUAUUUUUUAUUGUUUACUCCUGUCAUAUACUCUUAUUACGUAAUAAGCUUUUGCGCAUUUACCAAGUUGAAUAUUCAUUGUUAUAUUUAUCUGUACACUUAAGAAAUGUGAGGCUCUGUCGUAACCAAAUUACAGAGGAGCGUUUCAUACUAUAUCCGUAUUUCUACCUCUUGUUUGUCGUAGUGUUAUGUUUACUUUAUGGAAAAUUAAAUGAAUGUUAUAUUAGAUACCCUUAACGUUCGGUGUAGUUUAGUUAUAGUUAUUAUUGUUAGAUAUAUUUAAUUAAACGCAGUUGUUACGUUUCUUUGUAUACACGUGUUUAAAUUAAUUCAAAUGUUGCAUGUUCGAAAUAGUUAAGCUUUUAAGCUCACAUAUAGUAAAGCAUGGACGAGAUCUAAUUUUCAGUUACGUGUGAAAAAAAAAAACAUUUGAAACGCCACCAAAUAAGGCUUCGUUAGUUCCUUCAUAUUAUUUAUAAAUUUUAUUUUUUAUUUUCGUAAUUCUUAUCAGCAUUGAAUAGUGGAAUAAUAAAUGUGACUUUAGAUGCUUACACAUUUGCCAUUUUGCAUUUAGUUACUGUGCACGAUGCUCCUUUAUCUGUGUAAUUCAUAAUUUAAAUACUUGCUAAUAUUUUUGCGCUUUUGUAAUCCUACAUAAGUGAUAUAUUUGUAACCAAAAACAUAUCCCCUAGUCUGAAUUAUAUUAGUAUACAUUAAGUAUAUUCGUAUUAAGUAUACAAAUGUUGCGAAUAAUUGAAGCUUUCUAUGUGAUAUCCUGUUCCAAAACAUUCAUUUCUUAAGAGUUAAAUAUACGCAUUUUUCUAUAUAAACAAAAAAAAAAUGUUUGGCGCGUGUAUGACGCGAGAUUGAAUACCUAUUUUGUAUUCUUUUUACACGCGUUUAUACAUUUUAUAUAUCGUAUGUGAAUGUGAAAAUAUAUAUCGUUGUUAAAGUAUUCACUAUAAACGUAACUGCACUAUGUUUAAUGACAGUUAUGCACAUAACAUAGUAACAAAUCAGAGUCAAAAAACCUGAUAAGUUAAGUCAACAAUGUAACGUCUUAAAAUUGGUGUAGUGUUGUAUUUAGAAUAUUUUUUCUAUAUUCUACGUGUUGUAUAAUCUAUGCGCUGUAUUUAUAUUAAUACAUAUAUUCGGUGUUGGAAUUCAGUCAAUGUCUGAUAACGGCGAGAAAAUGUUUACAAAGUAUAAGAAAAAAAACCAAAUAAAUGGUACCAAAUAUUUCAAAUCUUGACUUGACUGUAUUUUGAGCUGAACACUAGAGCGUGACUUUUUAAUAUUAUAUGUUAUUGUCCUUCGUAAUAUGAAUAAAUGUUAAAUAUACUUUGUACCCUUCGAAAAAAUUUACGGUAUAUCUAUAAAGUUAACCAGGAACCAACAUCUGACAUAUCGGGAGGAUGGCGCGUAAAAAACAAGCAAUUCGCCCACAAGAUGCAUAUCAAUAUAGCUGUAAGCCAUUUAAUAUAUACAUUUGAUUGUUGUGGAAUUAUUACUGUUAACGUUACUGUGUACCUUAUCAUAUUUUCGAUGUAUGUGUAAUUAAUGUCUUACUAAUCGUCUAUUAAAAAUAUAAGUAGUUUUAGCAGCUGUUAUUUUAUAUGAUUUAAAAAUCUCUAUAAAAUUUCAUUGUUGAUUCCGAGAGAUACCCUAUCAAGUUUAUAGUCACAUUUAUUAUUUAAGUUAACUUAAGUAUUAAUUAUAAAUCUCGCUGUAAAUGUGUAUCAAAUUUUGAUUUUAAUAAAAAUUUAAAUAUGUCUAUAA